GAUGCUGCUUAGAAUACUUAUAAUCCAGAUGCCGCGGCCGUCUCCCCUGCUCCUGUCCCCGGGGGCGAAAAGCUAGAAGGCGAACGGAAAGAAAGGCGAAAGGAAAGGCGAAAGGCGAACGGCGAAAGUUUCAGAAGGAAGAGAGAGAAGUUCCAUGAUGGAUCGCUCAUCACGCUCGAGUACGGCGAGUGCGUUGUCGAGCACAUCGAGCACGCCGAGUACGAAUGCCGAGUCGACAACACCAGCGACGGCGACGGCGACGACGACAACAAAGCCGCGCAGGAGUAGCAGAACCGCUGCAGAUGCUGAUGCAGAUGCUGACUACGAGAAAGAGAAGGUGAAGCCAAAACCGGGCCCAGCCGCGCGCUCUACUCGGCAGAAGCUGCCGCCGGAAGAGAGGAUCAAUGUACGUGAGCAUCUCACUCAUCUCAUCUCAUCUCAUCUCAUCUCAUAUCCCAUCUCAUCUCAUCUCAUCCAUCCCAAUCUUCAUAUUCGUCUCAUCUCAUCAAUCCGAACAUCUCCCUCUAUCUCGGCCAUCCAUCGCCGUCAAACCAUCUCCUCAAGCACUCACCUCACCUCACCUCAACUCAUCCACCUCAUCCAUCUCAGCCCUCCCUCCCCCAGCCCUCUCUCGUAGCAACUCUCAUCGUAGAUCUUCCUCUUUCUCUUUCCCCAACUAACAAACCCUCCCAGAAACGCCGCGACCAGAACCGCGUCUCCCAGCGCGCAUUCCGCCAACGCAAAGAGAAGCACGCCCGCGAGCUCGAAGCCCGCGUCGCCGAGCU
Messenger RNA from Amorphotheca resinae ATCC 22711, 785 nucleotides. RefSeq lists its product as hypothetical. The coding region runs from base 155 to 637 and encodes 160 amino acids. The transcript has a single exon. NCBI's taxonomy places the organism in Eukaryota, Fungi, Ascomycota, Leotiomycetes, Helotiales, Amorphothecaceae. The record is from RefSeq and is a predicted model, not a curated record.